AUGCAAGGAAGAUGUAUAGCCGAUAUUGGAUCUUGUUUAAUAGGAUUUGAUUCUGCAAGCGGUUCAGUACAAAUGAAGAAAUUUCAAACAAAAGGGUCGAAACUGGCUGAUAGAAAAGGGGAGAAAAACAAAGCAAUGCCAAGAGCUCCGUCAAUAUGCUGUUCAUCGAAAGAAGAAGCUCUCUCAUUAUUAUCUUAUGCCAAAUGCAACAUCUUUUUUCCUUCUUCCGAACCACAGGAGCGCCUACCACCCAUAGCAGCAAAGCUCAUUUUCCUUUUAGGGUAA
Molecule: messenger RNA, 285 nt
Organism: Capsicum annuum
Lineage: Eukaryota; Viridiplantae; Streptophyta; Magnoliopsida; Solanales; Solanaceae
Exons: 1
Coding region: 1-285 (94 amino acids)
Source: RefSeq, a predicted model, not a curated record